Molecule: messenger RNA, 3879 nt
Organism: Osmerus eperlanus (European smelt)
Lineage: Eukaryota; Metazoa; Chordata; Actinopteri; Osmeriformes; Osmeridae
Gene: arhgap11a
Product: Rho GTPase activating protein 11A
Exons: 10
Coding region: 358-3264 (968 amino acids)
Biological process (GO): signal transduction
Source: RefSeq, a predicted model, not a curated record
GCUGCCGUUUGAAAGAGGAGCGGAAAUGUUAAGUCUAGUUCAGAAGCAGAGUCAUGCAGUUAGCAUGCUAGCAGCCUAGCACGUUAGGGUUCUUUUAGAAGACAUGUAGACAAAAGGUUUUGGUAUGUAAGCUUGUUUGGAAAGAGCAGACGGUUGUGAUAAUGGUUGAUAUACAGUAGAAAGAGAUUAGCUAAACAAAAAGGAAGUGAGGUUUGAUGACGGGGGGGGGGCAUCGUAUCGCUAAAGUAGCCAGCUAACUUCAGACAGUGGUGUUCUGAAUACAGAUUGCUGAACGUUUCCAGGACUUAGGUAGCGUUAGAUUACUAAUGCACGGUUAAAAGUAACAGUCAAGUGAAAAUGAAGAUCAUGGAAAGAAAUGUGUUGCGUCUGGCUGCGGUUCAACACCUUCGGACGGCAUUUGGGAUAAAGACAAAAAACUGGAACAAAAACAAAGCAAGCGGCUGCAAGAUGACAGCUAACGAUGGCUACUCGGUGAAAGUGUUUGGGGUACCAUUGGAGAGUCUGCCGCAGCGUAAGGUUGUGUAUGGGGAGGUCCCCUGCUUUCUGGUGGACGCCUGCUCCACUCUCCAGGAGCACAUAGACACAGAAGGCCUGUUUAGAAAAUCGGGCUCCAUUGUUCGUCUGAAAGCCCUGCGGGCAAAGCUGGAUCUGGGUGAGGAGUGCCUCUCCACCGCGCUGCCUUGCGACGUGGCUGGCCUGGUUAAGCAGUUCUUCCGGGAGCUUCCGGAGCCGGUGUUGCCGGCGGAGCUGCAGGAGUCCUUCCUCCGGGCCCAGCAGCUGUCCAGUGCGGAGGACCGGUCCUCUGCCACGCUGCUGCUGUCCUGCGUGCUGCCCCACAGGAACCUCAGCCUGCUGCGAUACUUCUUCAGCUUCCUCUACGAUGUUUCUCAGAGGAGUGCAGCCAACAAGAUGGACAGCAGCAAUCUGUCUGUGAUUCUGGCUCCCAACCUUCUGCAUGCAGGAGACGGGACUGAGAAGAUGAACGCCAACACAGAGAAGCGGCUCAGGCUGCAGGCUGCCGUGGUGCUCUGCCUGAUAGAGAAUGCCCAGGACGUUGGGGUGGUUCCAGGGUUUCUGAUGGAGAAGGUUCCGGCCAUGCUGGGCGGUGAGCUUCUCUCUCCCUCCCUUGAGGAACCUGAGGAGCUGGACUCCUCAGGGAUGAAGAGGAGACGCAGACGAAGCCUGUCCCCAGUCUUCUCCACCACCCCUGUGAUCAUGACGCCAAACAUCAAACGAAAGCUCCCGCUGGAGGCUGGCCACAGCUAUGGCUUCUCCAGCAAGAAGCGGAGAUCCAUCAAAAAGACUCUGGGUAUAGAGUUACUGCCCAACGCUCUGUUUGGGGGCGUAUCCACUCCUGCUCCAGAUCCCAGUGUAUCGACCAUGAAUACUUCCCAGAAUCCUCUGGCUUCAGCUGGGCCAGCCAAUCGGCAGGCAGCUAGCUCUGGGCGGAGGAGGAGCAGGAGGCUGAGUAACAGACAUGCUGUCAGCCGAGUGGAGUCCGGGAAAGCUGGUUGCUUUUCUCCCAAAGUCACUAAGAAAGAGGCAGUCCGCAAAUCCCUCCGCCUGCGCUUCAGUUUGGGGCGGAGCAGCCGAGAGACUGGGUCAGAGGGCAUCGGCCUGAGACUGGCCACGCAGGAGAGAACCAGCAGCAUCUGCCCCAGAGUCCCCACGCCCAGACACCCAGCCCUCAGCUCCACCAUGCCCAGGGACAGGACCUCCUCCCAGGGCUCCAGGUUCAUCAGUAAGUCGGAGGACAACCUCCUCACCCCGCAGUGUGAGGGUGGCGCCCAGCAGACCUCCUGGAGCGGGGACACCCUGGACGCCCCGGGCUUCAGCUCCUUCACCGACACCCCCAUGAACGCGUGUCUGAGGAGCAGUUACUACUCCUCAGAGCCAGCCAUCGUCACCUCCAAGCCCCCAGCCAUCGUCACCUCCAAGCCCCCAGCCAUCGUCACCUCCAAGCCCCCAGCCAUCGUCACCUCCAAGCCCCCCGCUGCAGCUGGCCCGCCCCCGGAGCUGAGCUGCUCCUCCAGGGCAGAGAGCCCGGAGCGGCAGGCCUCCUUCUGUGAGGCCCGGGGCCCGACCGGCCCCACCCUGCCCCAGAUCAGGAGGGCUUUCUCUGUGUCUGCGAGAGACCUGCAGGGCGUCCUAGCAGACCACGGCCCCUCUGCUGGAGGAACCAGGCAACAACCAACCAAGACCAGCCUGAGUCCUGGGCCAAUGCCUCCUCCACCCCAGCCCUACACACCCACGGUUGUGAUCCUGAACAAGGACUUCUCUGGUUUCCCAACCCCACAGAGAGCCCUGGCUGAUGACCAGAACAUCACCUUUGGUCAGAUGGAGAUGGUCCGCUUGUCGCCCCUGCACAUAGACAGCGCUCUGUUUGAGUUUGGGAUGGGUGGCAGUCCUGCAGAGCAGGCUGGUGACGGCCCCCUGGCCAGGGCGGGUGUUGGGAACUGUGUGGAAGAGGAGUCUGGAGAGGAGCAGAACAGCAGCAGGCUGAUAGAUGCUCUGGACAUCCAGAGUCCGGCCCACUUCCAGCUGAGAGCCUCGUCUGGGUUCCAGUCUACCCCCUACAGAGCCUCAGGAUUGGGGCUCCUCCACGACCGGAACUGCCCUCUACCCUCCGCCAAAGCUCUGCUGGUACCCAAGCCUGAUGACGGGGACCUGCCAGGGGCUCGCAGCCCGCCGCAGCAGCAGGCCUCCCCAGGCACGCUGGAGACACGCAGACUACGAGUGGUGGAACACAUCCAGCGCUUCAACAAGCUGACCCUGUACUCUCCCCAGGCCCAGGCUGCCAUGAUCCGCUCCCCGCUCAAGUUCCAGCGGACCCCCGUGCGCCAGUCUGUACGCAGGAUCAACUCCCUGCUGGGGGAGCGGGGAGGCUCGGUGGGCAGGGCGGCCAGCGUGUCAGCUGGGCCUCAGCUCCAGCCCUGCCAGGGUCCAGACAUGGGUGUCUGGGUCGCCCAGGACCGGGUGCACCCCACCAGCACCAGACCUCCAGUCCCGCCCAGGAAGCCAAAUCCCAUGGCCCCAAAGCCCAGGCCUGGGGCGCUGGGAGACCUCACCAACCAGGUGCCCUCCAGAGCAGACGCUGCCCCCUGCAGGAAGACGAGCGCAGGUGGAUGUCAGGGGUCAACGCUGCAGCAGCUGGGGAGGGAGGAGGCACGCUACAGAGGGUCCCCACGGCAACCGCUGAAUGACGGCAGGCUGCUCUCUGCCACCAAACCGAUAGAUCUGUAGUAAAAAAAAAUGCAGGGACCUGCAGCGGGACCUAUGCAGGUCCCGCAGUCUGACUGGGCGACCUCUGAACCCUCCCUUCACAAUGACUCAUUCUUCAUGUAUCAGGGGUUUAAUUUAUUGUGAUUCCUAGUUGCUGUUCUCAGAGAGGUUGUGCUGGCCGGGCUGGAUGAGUAGCUGUCCUCUGCUGGUGCCUUCGCCUGCUAGUUUGAUACUCUUGUGUUGGUCUGAGAGGAGCUUUGCACAUUGUGACACAUCAGUGUAAAUGAAUGAGUGUUGGGUAGUUAUUAUAUUAGUGCAAGCCAAAUGAUGUAUGGUUGGAAUUGUUUUACAUUUAUUGGUAUUUAUCUUAUUCCUAUUUUGGUCUUAGAAAAAAAGAAUAAAAAUCUGUUUGCAGGGGAAAAAAAGUACGAAAUGUAAUUUUUUGAUCAAGGGCUAUGUUUUGGUUUCUUUGUUAGGGUUUUAAAGAUCAAGGCACCUUUUGUAGGUUUAUGAAUAAAUCUACAUUCAUACAGUAUUGAUGUUCCCUUAAAUGUCCUGCUGUCCUUUGAUUUCAAAACCUCUAGUGAAUUUUUUGCAAGUUGAAUGUCUGUUCCAAAACCAAUAAAUACCAAAUUU